CGCUACGCGAAUCCAGUUGCUCGCGAGCAUCCGUCAGUGUUUGAACAUGGCAUCUCGUCGUUCGUCCGAAAGCACAAGUGCUCUUUUCUCCCCGCGCUUUGCGCUUAUAGCGCUCGCGAUACUUUUAUUCAUAUCCGAGUUUGCUGUCGCUAAAAACGAUCAUGGUCUUAAAGUCGAUACUGUUUAUAAACCAGAAGUCUGCGAUGUCCGCUCGAAAAAAGGCGACCAGCUGACCAUGCACUAUACUGGCACACUUCAAGACGGUACCAAAUUCGAUUCAAGUUUGGACAGGCAACAACCAUUCACUUUUCAGUUGGGCGUUGGCCAAGUGAUUAAAGGAUGGGAUCAAGGUUUGUUAGACAUGUGUGUCGGCGAGAAAAGAAAGUUGGUCAUUCCCCCGGAACUUGGUUAUGGUGAUACUGGAGCCGGAAAUGUUAUACCUGGAGGUGCCACUUUAACGUUCGACGUUGAGCUGAUCAACAUCAGUGAUUCGCCUCCAACCGCAAACGUCUUCAAAGAGAUCGACGCUAACGACGAUAAGCAACUCUCCCGCGAGGAGGUGAGAGCAAUGGUCAGUGAAUAUCUAAAGAAACAAAUGAUCGAAGCGGAACAAGGUAGUCCCGGUGACAACGAAGAAAUGAAAAAGAUGCUGGCCGAUCAUGACAAACUCGUCGAGGAGAUUUUCCAGCACGAGGACAAAGAUAGGAAUGGUUUCAUAUCACACGAAGAAUUUAGUGGACCUAAACACGACGAGCUUUGAAGAUUUUUCAAUUGUUUUCAUUUCUCGAGCAACGCGCGUCUCCUCCCGAACGUCAUCAUCUUGUCUUCCUGAAUGAAUUUUUUCUCAAUGAUGAAUUAUCUUCGCAUAUACGAGAGAAGUCAAAAAGUGUAACGCAUCAUCAACCAAAAAAAAAAAGCAGACACAAAUUUAAAUUCCCGAAGAAAUAUUUGUUCGUUCCGACGUAACACGUCGCGCGACGCCUGAGAGAGACGAUUCUAAUCAUCUAACCGUCUAAGUACAUUUUUGCUCGAGUGAUCGCAUUACGAAUAUGCAUAUUACUUAUGAAUGAAUAAAAUAAAUAAAUAUAUAUAUAUAUAUAUAUAUAUAUAUAUAUAUAUAUAUGCGUGUACGCGUGCGUGCGUGCGUGCGUUGCGUGUGAGUGAAUGUACGCGCCUGUGAGUGAUCAAAAGAAAGUGUCUUUUUUCUACACGAUCGUAAAUGUUUAGCAUUAAUUAUAUGGAACAGUAAUAACGCAACAGUAUAUGAUAUAUCGAACUCUAUCGUCGAAAGAUAUCCGCAAACUGUCCACGUUUUUUCUCUUCGUUAUAAUUUAUAACAAUUUUUGUGUUUAAUCGCAUUUAUCAAAUGUUACGAUUACGUUACGUCUUUUCUAAUUACUUGAAAAUUGAUAAUUAAUUAAGUCAUUAGAAGAAAACAUAUAGGAUAUUAAAUAAUAUAAGCGUACAAAAAUAGAAAAAACCAACUGUACACUGUACCGUCUCGUCAAUUAUUACACGUCAUAUCUCUCUAUAUUAUACGUUGUACUUACAAAUAAAUUUGGAAUAUUUACCAAUCAAUUUCAAGUAGGUAGAAAAGAUUUGGAGAUAGCACACGAUUUAUAUCGUGAAAGGAGUUUUCAUCGUUUUUUACCGUCAAAGUUUAGCGAAGAUCGAAAGUGGAUAGUUCGUGGAAUCGUCUGACCUUCUCCCUUAAAGUUCUCUUCGAUCCAUUUUCAACAGUGCACACAUUAUUCAAUUCUUAUUACACUUAUGGGAAAAAAAAAAAAACAAGGGUAACAAAUAUCUCGAGAAUGUGAAAAAUAAUCGAACGUGACCAAUUAGGUUGCGAAGCCAAACCCCGUCGUCGCUAUUAUUAUUGUAUUGUAACAAAUAUGUUUUUAUUAUUACAUUAUAUUGUAUGUUGUUAAAGUUGGACGAAGGUUAUAAUAAUAAAUCGUGUGUCUUGAGCACAAUUUGUUAUA
This is a messenger RNA of Polistes dominula (European paper wasp), 1982 nucleotides long. RefSeq names its product peptidyl-prolyl cis-trans isomerase Fkb14 (gene Fkbp14). The record is from RefSeq and is a predicted model, not a curated record. Lineage: Eukaryota; Metazoa; Arthropoda; Insecta; Hymenoptera; Vespidae. Gene Ontology annotation, molecular function: calcium ion binding; peptidyl-prolyl cis-trans isomerase activity.